UAUCACUCUUGUGUAAACACAUGCAGCUGAAAUGACUUCGGUAUCUGUGAGAGUGAUUGAGUCUUCCUGGUUUUCCUUCAGUCUGAACUUGACACAAAGUAAACAUGACUGAACUCAGAAUAUAUGCAAAUCACUUUGUAGGUGUCCACCCCUUAGUUAGAGCCCUAGAAACCAGCCAACCUUUUGUCCUGCAUACAAUACAGUGCAGCAAACUCUGAUUUAACACUUGUUUAAUUAGUUUUCUUAAAAUUAUGAUUUGACUUUUGUUUUUUUACUGUUUUGAUUUUCUGUUCUGACUAAAACUGUGAUCCAAUAGAUGGAUAUUUGUGUUAAAACUAGCCUUUUGCAUGAGAACACACUCUUCCUUUAAUAUGUUUUUAGCCACUUCUUCUAACUCCUUCUGUUCUACCCCCAUAGCUGAAGAAUAUUACAUCUGAAAUCCUUUUUCUAAAUGUUUUUCAAGACUAAAUUCAAGGACUAAGCUGGCGCUCAACUUUCACAGCCGAUCUGGCUGAGCAACACUAACACUACAUUCUUGACUCUGAUUGGAUGAAGCUGAAGCACUAAAGAAUUUGCAUAUAGCAGCUGUAACUUACACAAGCCUCUGCACCCACAGUGUGGAGUGUGAAGAAUCCCACAGAGGACUGCAGGUUAUGCUGAUGUAACGCGGUUAAGAUGAAGAAAUCUGAAAAAGCGCCAGAACUCAAAGUGUUUCCCACCACAGUUAAGUCCAAAAAUUCCCAUCAACUUUUGAGCCCUGAAGUCACUGUAAACCAGGUUUUUCAUGCCAACCCACGUCAUGAAAAAGGCACACAGAGCUGCUGCACAGAUGCAGAUUUUUUCUGCCAAAGCCAAUACGGAGGCAGACAAGUGGACCAAGAGUCAAGGAGCCAGCUGCCUCGUGUGGCACAGCAUGCAGAGCUGAUGCACCACAGACAGCUGGAAGACAGAGGAGCAUGGAUAAAUCUUCAUCAUCAGCCUCCUGAUGGCUGUCGCCCACAUCCCACAGAGAUGACGCAGAGUGACAUGAGAAGACGGUGCAGCUGCUGGGACUGUGCACCAAACCAGUCUGGAAAGAUGGAGCCUGAAAACAGAGAUGCAACCGGGGGGGAGGAUGAAUACAGUUCUCAGCUUGAGAGCAAUGGAGAAGAGCUCGAGCAACCAUUGCCAGCUGAAAUCUGACAAUGAGUGGCAACAGUACAGUCCUCUCCUACCUCCUCACCACUAUAUGCACAACUACGGCCUUCAUCAUCCCAUGGAUGUCAGGUAUUAUCACUCUGCAGGAGAGGGGCAGCACAAUCUCAGAUACCCACCCCAGCUAUUCCACCACUCUGCUCCCUUCCACUACGGGAGACCCUGGGAUCACCCGCAAAACUGGCUCCAACAACAUGAUAACUAUAUGAAUGACAGUGUGACUCAGGGAGGCGUCUCAGUUAAUGUACCUCAGUUCUCCAUCCCCCCCAUGGAGGGCGUGUCACAGGUCAGUGUGAUGAACCUGAGCGUGGUGGGAGCCGAGGCGACUGCCUCACAUCCACAUGAGAAAAGAAGAACCAUCAGUCUGCCUGACGAGUGCCGGAACAUUUUUAUAACUUAUUCUUCGGACAUAUGCUCAGAGAUGGUCUCCUUUGUGGACUUCCUCACAAAGCAAGGUUUUCGACCAGCUAUUGACAUUUUUGACAACCCCAUUAGACGCAUGGACAUCAACAAGUGGAAAGACAGUUACCUAAAAGAUCCAUCAAACUUGAUUAUCAUCGCCAUCAGUCCAAAGUAUAAGGAGGACAUCGAAGGAUCUGUAGUGGACAGCCAUGGUCUACACACUAAAUAUAUACACACCAUGAUGCAGAAUGAAUUCAUCCAACAAGGCAGCUUGAAUUUCAGAUUCAUACCAGUCCUCUUCUGCAAUACGUCCCAGAAGCACGUCCCAAGCUGGCUUCAGAACACACGUGUUUACCGCUGGCCACAGGACACUGAGGAUUUGUUGCUGCGACUGCUGAGGGAGGAGAAAUAUGUUCCUCCGCCUGUACCCAUGGAGCUCACCCUCAUCAUCAGGCCUGUGGCAUCAGUGCUUCAGCUACACUGUAAAAUAUGCACCCAUGUUUAUGCACGUGUGUGUUUGAUUCUGUUUCAAGCUGAUUUUAUUUGGAGUUACUGUGUGUAUACUGUACUGUGUAUUUUAAUAAUCCUCAUAACUGAUCCAGUACCAGUCAAUAACAGCUCCCAUUGUAAGCUGUGUUGUAGCUAAUGUACAGUUGUUUCUCAGAUGUUUCAAUAAAGUUUUUCUUCUCUGUGUA
Molecule: messenger RNA, 2291 nt
Organism: Lates calcarifer (barramundi perch)
Lineage: Eukaryota; Metazoa; Chordata; Actinopteri; Centropomidae
Product: E3 ubiquitin ligase TRAF3IP2
Exons: 10
Coding region: 1097-2242 (381 amino acids)
Biological process (GO): positive regulation of canonical NF-kappaB signal transduction; humoral immune response
Source: RefSeq, a predicted model, not a curated record